This is a messenger RNA of Ixodes scapularis (black-legged tick), 1523 nucleotides long. RefSeq lists its product as uncharacterized. The transcript has a single exon. NCBI's taxonomy places the organism in Eukaryota, Metazoa, Arthropoda, Arachnida, Ixodida, Ixodidae. The annotation marks the transcript as partial. The record is from RefSeq and is a predicted model, not a curated record.
UCUGUGUCGUCACGGCAAUCUGGUCCUGACCAAAGAACAGGGUGCUUCCAAGGCUACGAGAGUGUCCGUCAUUCUCCUACGUCAUUGGAGGACUUGUGCAGUGUGACCACAACCGUGUUUGCCCUGCUUCUGAGCAUGCUUCCUGUAGGUUCAGAACGAUCGGUGGACACAUCAAUGGCAAACAAGCUCCUCUUGUUUCUGAUGAAAAUGAAACUAGGGAUGAGCUACUCAUCACUUGCAGUGUUGUUUUGUAUACACCGCACCACAGCAUCACGGCAUUUUCGUACUGUGCUUGCAUCACUGUCUGCUGCAACUGAAAAGUGGAUUUUUCGCCCACCAUCUUCAAUCAUCCUGUCCAUGCUGCCCCAGUGCUUUAAGGCACACUACCCAGAAUGCAAAAUGAUCAUUGAUUGUACCGAAGUUCGCACAGAGGAGCCGGGCUCUGUGGCUCAACACCGUGCCUUGUAUUCUGCAUACAAAUCAGGGUACACUCUGAAGUUUCUGGUCGCAGUGACUCCAAAUGGGAUGAUUUGUUUUCAUUCCAAGGCCUAUGGCGGACGCUGUUCCGACCUCCAUAUUACUGUAGAUUCCCAGUUUUUGAACUUGGUUGAGCCAGGUGACGUGAUAUUAGCAGACAAGGGCUUUCCGGGUAUUAAGGCUAGCGUAGAGGGCAGUAAUGCUGUGCUUGUCAUGCCUCCUUUUUUUUCAGGGGCUGGGCAGUUUAGUUGCCAAGAGGUAGAGGAGACGUACAACAUUGCUCAAGUCCGUAUUCAUGUGGAGCGAAUGAUUCAACGAAUCAAAGUGUACAACAUUCUGAACACUCGGGUACCAAUUUCCCUCAUACCAGUAAUGAGCGAUGUUUUUCAUAUGUGCUGCAUUCUGGCGAACUUGCAACCUGCCAUAAUUGCAUCACAGCCAUGAGCCCGAGACUAAGUGUGAAAUCAGGUUGUUUCAAACCUAUCGCCGGCUACAGUCUAAGCUCAUUAUAAUAGACCUGGUUACGACAGACACUUGGAUAUAACAUAACAUACAGAUUUGUAGAGUUUGGUUGGUUUUCCUCUAUGCGGCCAUUGACUCAACUUCAUAUCUGCAUACAACAUACUCCUUUUACAACAGACCGAAAUCUUGGUCGAAACCAAGGUCUGUAAUAACGAGCUUAGACUGUAUACACCUUUUCCAAAAAGGCGCAGCCGUCUUGAAUGGCGUCACUUCUGGUAUGCGGUGAAACAUUGUUUUGAUCUCUCCGCACCGCUGGAAGUUGUUUACAAAAAAUGCAUGAUUGUUACUCCUUGUUUUGCCUCACCUAUAUUUUCUCGCAUAUUCCAGCUUGAAAUGUGCCAUUUUUUCGUUCCACCAAGCAGAUAUGGAACCCACGUAACCACAAGAAACGGAAAACAUCUAUAGGCCAGGAAUUGAAUGCACUAACAAACUACAUCUGAUAUUUUGUUUCGAGUCAUUGAAAUAGACCUGGUAGUUGCCACCAAAAUUUGUUUAUUUGUAUUUGUUUUUGCAAUACUAAGAAU